This is a messenger RNA of Daucus carota subsp. sativus, 939 nucleotides long. RefSeq names its product putative B3 domain-containing protein At5g66980. The transcript has 4 exons. The record is from RefSeq and is a predicted model, not a curated record. Gene Ontology annotation, molecular function: DNA binding. The coding region runs from base 101 to 754 and encodes 217 amino acids. NCBI's taxonomy places the organism in Eukaryota, Viridiplantae, Streptophyta, Magnoliopsida, Apiales, Apiaceae.
UUUCAAAUUUGGAAAGCUGUAAUGUACAUAAACUCUUCCACGAAGAUGUUUUCAUAUUGUUAAAUGCUACUUGUAGAGUUUUGAGGGAGAGAAAAAGAAGAUGAAGGCUCUAACUGAAGCAAACAUAUACGAUGCAUCUCCUGAGUUUCGCAUAAUCUUUUUCCCUGCACAGUCAUCUGACCAUCUGAAAAUACCACCAACAUUUAAUAAGAAAUUAGAAGGUGUCUUCCCUUCCGACUACCUACUUGAGAGCAGUGGUAAAACAUGGCAUGUUACAGUGAAAGAGGUUCAUGAUAACCUCUUGCAGCUCGAGAAUGGCUGGCCAGAAUUUGUGAAAGAUAGUGCUUUGGCUGAAGGUGACUUUCUGGUAUUCUCUUACAUUGGAAACUUGAAGUUCCACGUAGGUAUAUGGGACAAAAAUGGUUGUCGCAGAAAAAUUCAAGAUUCUAAUGCUGGCGAAAUACAAAAUAUCUGCAACACGUUUCAGGUGAAUAUCCGGCCAGCUUACCUCACAUAUGUGAACAUACCAAGAGACCUCGCAAAGCUCUUGAACAAGAAGACAAAGUGCACGUUAAAGAUUGCAGAAGAUUCGUGGGUAGUAAACUUCACAGGAGAUGUAAAUGACAAGCCAAGAUUUGGGGGAGGUCUGAGGCAAUUUUGUAUGGACAACGAGGUGAAAGCAGACGAUAUCCUUACUUUCCAGUUGAUCUCUGAACAUGAUAAUUCUUUUACAGUUGAUAUCUCUAGAAAAUAAAUCACUUCUUUUAUAAAUAGCAUGUUCAAUUAGGGAAAUUCAUCUUAGUUAAAUUAGUUUGAUAUCAUAAUGAACAUAUAACGCUUCUUAAUUGUAUCACAAAGACUCAAGAUUGUUAGAAUUCAAAUUAACUCCAUUUUUUAACAAACACCCUAUAUAGGCAACCGGUCUCGAACCACAUACUA